AUGUCACACUUAAAUAAUAUACCGCUUGCUGAUUUAUCGUGGAAUAUACCGGGAGAAAUUGAUAUCGUUCUUGGCGCACAACUUUUUCCUUAUAUUUAUUUAGGAGAUAGGAUAGAAUCUGGCAACCGCUCACCGCCCGCUAUAUUAACUAGUUUUGGUUACGUUUUGAUGGGAGACAUUGAGUAUCCUAGUGACGUAAUACCUACUACAUGUAAUACAUCUUCGUUCACCGCGCUCGCUAACGUUGACAUUGAGUCAAGUCUGCAGAGGUUUUUCGAGUUAGAAGAAAUUCCGUCUCAACGUUUUAUAAGUCCGGAAGAGUUAGAAUGUGAAAAUAUUUUUAAUUCUACUGUCAUUUUUAAAGAUAAUAGAUAUUUUGUCGAUUUACCGUUUUCGCGAAACCCCUCCGGUUUAGGUAAUUCUCGCGGUGUCGCUCAACGGCGUUUGCUCGCGCUCGAGCGUAAAUUCGCGUGCGUGCCAGCCCUGCGCGAGAGUUAUAAUAGAAAUAUAUCGGAUUAUAUUUCUCAGGGGUAUUUAAGCGAGGUACCUGACUCUGAAUUAACAGAAGAGGGUUAUUAUAUACCGCAUCACGCCGUGGUCAGGCCUGAUAAGGACAACAUCCGCGUCGUUUUGGACGCUAGUGCUAAGACGCAUACGGGGCUGUCACUCAAUGACACUUUACAUGUGGGUCCUAACUUG
Messenger RNA from Brenthis ino (lesser marbled fritillary), 699 nucleotides. Lineage: Eukaryota; Metazoa; Arthropoda; Insecta; Lepidoptera; Nymphalidae. The record is from the annotation of a GenBank genome assembly.